AUGCCUGUCCUUAAACCACUUGCGGGCUCUAAAGAUGCUCCUCAACAACACAAUCAAAAGUCAAGGAAAGGAAAGAAAGCUUGGAGAAAGAAUGUCGAUGUUACAGAAGUCCAAGAAGGUUUGGAUGAAGUCAGAGAUGAAUUGAUUGCAGGUGGAGUUAUUGCUGAGAAGGAUUCCGCUGAUCUUUUCACCUUGGAUACUGCUGGAGAUGCUGCGAUACCGAAGAAAUACUUGAAAGCCUCCAAGCCACUCAAAGCCGAUGAAAUCAUUGCUCAACGCUCUGCUGUUCCAGCAGUGUCGAUGAAGAAGCGCCCAGGACAAGGUACUACCGAUGGUAUUAUCGAAUCGAAGCGCCAAAGAACUGGUUAUAUUUCACACAAAGAGCUUACUCGACUACGCAAAAUUGCCGAUGGACAUCAAGAGAAGACGGUUGAAGUCACGGAAGCUUCAUUCGAUCCUUGGGAUGAGCAGAAGGACAUAGAAGAAGCGAAACAAGAUCCCAGAUUCUCAUUUCUCGAGAAAGCAAAAAAGACAACAAUCCCCAGUUCAUGGAAGCAAAAGCCAAUUUCGUUGGCAGCCAGUGGAAAGGAUAUUCCUGCAGUUAAAAAGCCGGAAGGAGGAUACAGUUACAACCCAGUAUUCACAGAUUACGAAGAGAGAUUAACGACUGAAGGAGAGAAGGAACUUGCAGCGGAGAAGAAACGAUUGGCUGCUAUUGAGUUAGAACAGAAAAAGCGAGAAGCAGCGAAUAGAUCUGCGGCCGAGGCAGAAGCUGCGGAAGCGCGAGCAGAUAUGUCAGAGUGGGAAGAAGAUUCUGCUUGGGAAGGUUUUGAGAGUGGCGCAGAAGAUGUUCGUUUGAACGCUAAGAGGCCUGAGAGGAAAACUCAAGCGCAGCGAAAUAGGAUAAAGAGGAGAAAGGAAGAGGAAAGGAAAGCAAAAAUGGCUGCUCAUAACAAAAAGAAAGAAGAACAAGCUGCACAAAUCAAGAAAUUGGCCAAGGCUCUUGCGGAGAAAGAAAAGGCUCGCUCGUUGACGGUGGUGGAAGACGAUAGUAGUGAAGGCGAUGAUAUGGAACUGCGAAGAAGAAAAUUGGGAAAGAUUUCUUUGCCAGAGAGGGACCUCGAGCUCGUCCUACCAGAUGAGCUGCAAGAAUCAUUGAGAUUACUGAAACCCGAGGGUAACUUGUUGAAAGAUAGGUACAGAAAUAUGUUGGUUCGUGGAAAAGUCGAGAGCAGACGUCCUAUUAGCUUCGCAAAGAAGGCAAAGAGAAAGGCUACAGAGAAGUGGACCCACAAGGAUUUCAUAACACAUUACCAGCGUUUGCCUACUAGAUUUUGCAUGCGUAAAACAGCUCGAGUCUCGGCUCAACCAACUCAAUAUCAACUCGAACCUUCUGAACCUUGCCCUUUUCGACAAAGACCUGCGGCCAAGGAAAAGCCACCAGCAAGUCACACCAGUCCUAUUCGAUAUGGUAUAAAAAGGAUCAAUCUCCGUACUCCUGUCUCGCAAGGAAGUGUACCAAAGAGAACAAAACCCAAUGAGUCUUUCGUGGAAGCUCGUGCGAGUGGUGAAGUGGCUGUAAAAACUAAUGUUCUAAUGGAACACAACAAGAAGAUUGUCAAUCUGAAUGGCAAUGAUAUUAAGACAGAGGGAACUCCGGAUCCUUCCACACACAAAGUUUCACCAAACGAUUCAAAGCCUAAUGGAUCACUUGUGGACACUCUGGUGAAAGUUGAAGAAACUGUAGAGAACGAUUUGUUGACGGAACAAAAGGACGAGACAAUCGACCCCAUUGAGAAUGACUCGAAUGUCGUUGAUGAUCAAGGUGUCGGUGCUGGCAACAAUGAUUAUAACGAUGAUGGCAGUGGUAGGAACGCUGAUCUUGAUGACUCCUUCGACGAUAACUCCUCCGAUGAUCAUUAUGCUGAUGAUGUUGAAGGUGGCAAGCUGCAAGAGUUUAUCAAAAAUGGCAGGUCAGUUAACAAAACGAAGACAUUGUUCGAAUGUGCUCAUAACCAGGUCGGUGAAGAAAUGCCUGAGCUGGGAAAUGACAAUGACCUCGAAGAACCCCCCGAUCAAUGGGCAGAAAGUCUUUUACGACACCUCCAAAAACCACUUACAGCUCGGCCACGCCAUGAAUCUCAGUCGGCCAGAGCGGUUAAAGACCAAGAUUGUUUCAUAAAGGCGAUAAAAAUCGACGAGAAUUGGAGUUUUAUUCAUCAGCGGAUCAUGGAUAUUGAGAGAGAAUUUUUCCCCAGCAUAUAUUCAUGUUUGAUUAGGAAGGGUGGUGACAGAUCUCAUCCAGACAUUAGAUUGCUUACCAACGGAUGUACUUGUGUUAAAGGUAAGCACAGGUGGAGAAUUUCUCUACGAAAAUUUGGCCCUAUUGGUGCACGGAAAAGUUCGCCCACAAUAGAUGAGAUUAAGUCAUGGUUCAAUCAGAGCUACCACAAUACCAUUUGUGAUAGCCAGUUUUGUUCCCGUCCAUCGCACUUUUUAGAUGAGAACGCAGCUACUAUUGAAGCACGUCGAAGAUGUCGCGCCAAUGCCCGGAAUAGACUUGGUUAUUCUUGUCAAGGUGGAACUGAUCGUCUUCCUCAUAACCCGCCAUGUCUGCCUACUGGUUCAACGACAGAGGAAAGUACUCAUUCCAAACUUGUUGGCACGCCAGCUCACAUAUUAGGGUUCACAUGGAAACUCCCAUGUCCUGUAAAAUGACUCUCGAUUUUUGCUCUUGGCUUGAUCAAAUUAUCAGCGUCAUCACUCAGUUCGAGACUAAAUGAAGUUUAUUAGAAAUUUGUCAGGCGACUUAGCAAUCUUCUUGACGUUCGAAGUAGGUGAAGAGUCUUUUAUUUCGACAUCGCCCCGACUUGGGUUAAACAAUACUCCGUCGGCGCACCUGCACUCAAAAAGACAUUCGAAGCUGGCCUUCUGCGCAUUACAACAUUUCUUUUCUGCUACGAGUUUUAUUAUUCAGUUUUGUUUUGAAGUCAGCAAGGGCUAUGAUAUUCCAUUCCAGCGACGGCAAGGCCUUGUGUCUUCUGCGGUGUUAGUAGGAGCGGGUGUGUGUUUAUUUGUUAUGAUGGGCAUCAUGACGUGGGGAAAAGAUUAUCUAUGAUGGCCUAGCAGCACACAACAUGGAGGAUGGUGUCGAGGAUUAUUGUGCUAAGCGAGAUGCAUGAAGCUUCUCUUGUAAAGGUAUCCUGAACAGCCAAUAAAUCGACAAUGUAUAUGGCCUUUAAAUUGUGCAACGACGUUGUAAAUCAUGCUAUACGAUAUCGCCGGAAGUGAUAUAAGUGAUAGAACGCUAUAGCUAGAUUAUAAUGAGAUAUUCACUUUUAUUCCG
This is a messenger RNA of Botrytis sinoallii, 3346 nucleotides long. RefSeq lists its product as uncharacterized. The record is from RefSeq and is a predicted model, not a curated record. Gene Ontology annotation, biological process: ribosomal large subunit assembly; rRNA processing. Gene Ontology annotation, cellular component: nucleolus. Gene Ontology annotation, molecular function: 5S rRNA binding. The transcript has 6 exons. The coding region runs from base 1 to 2718 and encodes 905 amino acids. NCBI's taxonomy places the organism in Eukaryota, Fungi, Ascomycota, Leotiomycetes, Helotiales, Sclerotiniaceae.